AUGAAGGAUUUUCACCAUGUUUGUGGUCACUUGUCGAACGAUUUCGAGACACCAAAUUUCGCGGUGCCACCCUGGAGGCAUGCUGAAAAAAUCACUGACACGCGCCUGCAACGAUCUCCUGAUGAGAUCAAUAUGGGCCUUGGCGCCAGAAAGCCUAGAGGCCCGCCUUCUCAAUCGUGUGACGUCAACUCACGAGGAGGAUCUUCAAAGGCUGCUGGACACGGUCUUGCAGUACUGUGGUUCAGGGAUGUCAGCCGAAGAAAUUUUCCUUCACAAGCGGGCAUUGAAGGCCCAACUUCUUGGGGCGUCCUGCAAGGCGUUGAUGGUGUUGGCAGUGUCUUGCUGUUGAUGGCGGAUGCCAGUAUUGCUGACACCAAGACGCCUGCUUGGACGGGUGAGGAGCUCGCCAGAGUCACCAAAGAGCACCUGCCGACGAUGUUUGAACUCCUGUGCAACUACAAUGCCCUUCAGGAUGAGAGCAUGUUCCAUCUCAUCAAGGGCAUUGAAUUGCUCAUCCGAGCGCAGCAUCGCUGGCAGCCGCGGGAGCCGCGAGCAGUGCGACACAGACUCCAUCACUCAAUCGACUUUUGCUGUCGCAGCUUGGUGUCCAUCAGAGGGCUACACCCUCAGGACCUGAUUCAAAGCUUGAAACGCUUCACCUUCAAGGUUCAUGUGCGGGCCAGAAUCUGCAGUCGCCUGUGGUUCUUUCUGCUCGAAAAGACGACCUUGUUUGCACAGGCUGCAGCCAAAGCAGUGCAAAAGCGUCAAUGGCAGCGAAGAACUAAGGCAUCCAAGGAAGCAAAACAGGCCCACUGGGCUGACCUGGAAGACGAUUGCCGCUGGGCAAACUUGAAGUUCUGCAACCCACAAUGGUGA
This is a messenger RNA of Cladocopium goreaui, 876 nucleotides long. Lineage: Eukaryota; Dinophyceae; Suessiales; Symbiodiniaceae. The record is from the annotation of a GenBank genome assembly.